GGCGGCAGCAGCAGCGCGCUGCAGCCGGCGGCGCCGCGGGUUCGAGCCCCGCGGCCGCGACAUGCGGCAGCCGCCGCCGCCGCCGCCGCCGGCCCGGUCGCGAUCGCGGUCGCGGUCGCGAUCGCCAUCGCCAUGGGGUGGCACGCGGAGCGCGACAAGGUGGUGAUCAACGUGGGCGGCGUGCGGCACGAGACGUACCGCAGCACGCUGCAGACGCUGCCGGGCACCCGGCUGGCCGGGCUGGCCGAGCCCGACGCCGCCGCCCGCUUCGACUACGACGCGGCGCUGGGCGAGUUCUUCUUCGACCGGCACCCGGCCGUGUUCGCCUACGUGCUCAACUACUACCGCACCGGGAAGCUGCACUGCCCGGCCGACGUGUGCGGGCCGCUCUUCGAGGAGGAGCUGGCCUUCUGGGGCAUCGACGAGACGGACGUGGAGGCCUGCUGCUGGAUGAACUACCGCCAGCACCGCGACGCCGAGGAGGCGCUCGACAGCUUCGAGGGCCCCGAGGCGGCGGCGGGGGGCGGCGGCGGCGGGGCGGCGGCGGAGGGGCCGCGGCGGAGGGGCCUGGAGGAGGCGCGGCCCGGCGGGCGCUGGCGGCGGUGGCAGCCGCGCGUCUGGGCGCUCUUCGAGGACCCCUACUCGUCCAAGAUGGCGCGG
Messenger RNA from Dromaius novaehollandiae (emu), 660 nucleotides. Its product is annotated as potassium voltage-gated channel subfamily C member 1-like. NCBI's taxonomy places the organism in Eukaryota, Metazoa, Chordata, Aves, Casuariiformes, Dromaiidae. The transcript has a single exon. Gene Ontology annotation, biological process: potassium ion transmembrane transport; protein homooligomerization. Gene Ontology annotation, molecular function: delayed rectifier potassium channel activity; protein binding. Gene Ontology annotation, cellular component: postsynaptic membrane; voltage-gated potassium channel complex; axon terminus. The record is from RefSeq and is a predicted model, not a curated record. The annotation marks the transcript as partial.